Cryphonectria parasitica EP155 is the source of this 1419-nucleotide messenger RNA. RefSeq lists its product as uncharacterized. The annotation marks the transcript as partial. NCBI's taxonomy places the organism in Eukaryota, Fungi, Ascomycota, Sordariomycetes, Diaporthales, Cryphonectriaceae. Gene Ontology annotation, cellular component: cytoplasm. The record is from RefSeq and is a predicted model, not a curated record. The transcript has 4 exons. Gene Ontology annotation, molecular function: zinc ion binding; ubiquitin protein ligase activity.
UCGCAGCAGUCCGACGGUUCUCAGACCGCGGCUGACAUUCUCCGCGAUCAGAUGCAGCUCGAAGCCGAUGCGCGCGAAGCACUGCCAUACAGCAUUGAACACUGUACCAAAGAGCUCGGUCCCCUCCGUCAGAGCGUGUUCUCCUGCCUCACCUGCAACCCUCCCCCAAAGAACCCGACCGACCCAUACAAUGCUGCUGGUAUCUGCUACGCAUGCUCCGUGCAGUGCCACGGCGAGCACCAGCUAGUCGAGAUAUUCACCAAGCGCAAUUUUACGUGUGACUGCGGCACGAAGCGCCUACCCUCGACGAGCCCAUGCACCUUGCGCCUGAAUCCACUGACCAACACCCUUGGCGGCGUGCACUCGGAGGAGCCCAGCGCGACAAACAAGUACAACCAGAACUUCCGCAAUCGCUUCUGCGCGUGCGAGUGUGAUUAUGACCCGUUCCAGCAGAAAGGGACGAUGUUCCAGUGCCUGGGGCUGGGCACGCAUGAAACAGGAGGCUGUGGCGAGGACUGGUUCCACCCUGGCUGUGUUGUAGGCCUUGGUCCGGAUUGGAUGGAGAAGACGGAGGGCAAAAAUAUUCAGAAGGCUGCGACAGUCGAAGACGGGGCGCUGCCGCCAAUUUCUGAAGACGCAGAGACAAGCGCGCCAAAUGGCAACGGUACAUCAGGCAAUGGGAAUGAGGCCGCCGAAGACGGGGACGAUGAGCCUAAUCCGCCAGGAUUCCCCAAAGACGACGAGUUCGAAACUUUUAUCUGCUUCAAAUGUGUCGACGCACACCCCUGGAUCAAGCGCUACGCCGGGGCGUCCGGUUUCCUUCCGCCAGUGUUUUAUAAGACGAAGAAUGAUACAGAGCAGCAGACUGCUGUCGACGAUGCUGCUGAUGAGUCCAAUUCGAAGAAGCGCAAGGUCGACGACGAUGAGCCUGGUGGUUUUCAAGUGCCAAAGAGGCUCAAGAACGAGGCGAACGGUGCUGACAUUCCCGAGACCUGCAAAGCCGACACACUGCCGCCUGCGCCCAAGGGAAGCUUCUCUAUCUUCUGCACAGAGUCGUUUAGAGACCGAUUCUGCCGGUGUGAGAAGUGCUUUCCAGCCCUGGCGGCGCACGCACAGCUGCUCGAGGAAGAAGAGAUCUACGAACCGCCCAUCUCAGAGGAGGGCUCUGAGAAUGGUGGCUCGACGCACGGCAGCGGUAGCCUGUACGAGCGCGGUGAGAGUGCUCUACGCAACGUAGACCGCGUACGCGCCAUCGAGGGCGUCAUGGCAUACAACCAGCUCAAGGACAAGCUGAAGCCCUUCUUCCAGCAGUUUGCGGAAAGUGGCCAGGCCAUCUCUGCAGAGGACAUCAAGGAGUAUUUUGCCAAGCUGCGUGGUGACGAUGAGGCGAUCAAGGAGGCCGGUGAUAGUGCCAAAUCA